AGGCGCCAGGCUAUUUAGUUGGAGACGCGGAGAGCCAGACGGGAGAGACCACCAUGCCGCCCUAUGACAAACCCCAGAACCAGAAGCCCUUCAAACUCAGGAAAAGUUUCGCGACGAGGAAACUCGAGGUUGACGGUAUCCGAUCCAAGUUCCCCAACAAAAUCCCGGUGAUCAUUGAAAGCUAUCAACGCGAGAAGUACCUUCCUCCUCUGGACAAGACUAAGUUCCUCGUGCCCCAGGAGCUGACGAUGACCCAAUUCGUCACCAUCAUCAGGAACCGAAUGGCCCUGCUGCCCACCCAGGCCUUCUACCUGCUCAUCAACAACACGGGCCUGAGCAGCAUGAGCCUCACCAUGGCCCAGAUGUACCGAGACCACCAGGACGACGACGGCUUCCUCUACAUGACCUACGCCUCGCAGGAGAUGUUCGGCUCUGCCUCUGCAUGACCUACGCCUCACCAGGAGGUGUUGGGUCCUGCCAGCUGGACUCUCCUCCUGGUGCUUCACGUUCCAUUUAAAGAGCUGCUUCUCACUUUGUUUUCAUGUGUAAAUAGGAAAUAAUUUUGUACAGAAUUGUUUUUAAAAAAAUCUGUCAGUGUAUUCAAAUAAAUGUCAUGUCUUACUCUUA
Molecule: messenger RNA, 627 nt
Organism: Gadus morhua (Atlantic cod)
Lineage: Eukaryota; Metazoa; Chordata; Actinopteri; Gadiformes; Gadidae
Gene: map1lc3c
Product: microtubule-associated protein 1 light chain 3 gamma
Exons: 4
Coding region: 54-446 (130 amino acids)
Biological process (GO): autophagy
Source: RefSeq, a predicted model, not a curated record